Messenger RNA from Bursaphelenchus okinawaensis, 1001 nucleotides. The record is from the annotation of a GenBank genome assembly. Lineage: Eukaryota; Metazoa; Nematoda; Chromadorea; Rhabditida; Aphelenchoididae.
AUGGACUUAUCAACAAUGGCACAAUUCAACCUAAAAAGCCCAGAGCAGUUGUUCGCUGCCUUUGCCAAGUUUAGCGAAUCCAACAAAGAAUCCACUGCUACAGACCAAACCGACAACGAAUCCUAUUCACGAUCCUUGUCUCCAGAAGUCAAAUCAGAAGAUUGCAAAAUGGAAAUCGAUGAGAAUUGCAACAACAACGAAAUGGCAUUACAGAGCAUUUUGGGCGAUGACAACUCAUUUGCAGCUGAGCUGUUUAAAAAUGUCGCUCAAAGCCAAAUGGACGAAUCUACCACGCCCACCAAGAAUGCUGGCUACAGAGCUGAGUUGAAACGGCCAGAUUUGAAAGGUAAUUUAUUUUAAAUAUAUGUAUUUUAAGCCUCUGAAUGGUUUUUUUAACAUUUUUAAAUAUUUGACGAAAUGUGACAAAAAUUAUUGGUUUUUGAAAUAACGCAAAGUAACUAUUUUAGCAUUAUAUAGACAAAAAAUAUUCAAAAUAUCAAAAAAAUAUAUUUUUUAAUUUUGACGAAAUGUCACUAAAUUUAUUGAUUUUUUUGAAAUGUCAAUGAAAUGCCACAAAAUUUAUUGAAUUUUUUGAAAUGGUACAAACUAGCUAGUUUACCAUUAUACUAGCAAAAAUUAAGUAUAACAUGCUAAAAAUGACUCUUUUUAGUAUUUGACGAAAUGUCACAAAAUCAAAAAAUUCUUUCACUUUUUGUAUUUCUAAAUAAAAGAAUAAAGUUAGGUGAAAUACGUUAACCAGGCCUAAAAAACGUAACACUAAAAAAUUUUACAUCUAUUAUAUUUUUGAUGUAAAAUACGGCCAUUCGAAAAGUAGUUUAGCAUAUUAGUGUUCUUUUUCAGGUCAAUUCAGAUGCACAAUAUGUAACAAAGUGUUCUGUCACUCGUCCUCGUUGAGUCGUCAUCGAAUGCAAGCUCACUUCAAAAGCUACACAUGUACAUUGUGCUCUAAAGAAAUUACUAGUAAGUUGAAAUGUUUAUGA